AUGUACUUAUUUACACAUUUACCCCUAGUACUUAGCAUAUUAAGUAGUACCUAUGCAGACUGUGGGUGCAGUACCAACCGGCAUGGACAGUGCAAUAAAGAAAACUCGGACGCAAGUCUCAAAUAUUCCAGAAAAUCAAAUGAAGAUGACAAUACACAAAAAGUGCAUUUAGAUACAUCCAACAUGGUGCUAAUAGAAGGAACAACCUUUGAAAUGGGGACUAACAAGCCUAUCUUUGAGAGUGAUCAUGAGGGCCCAAUGCGUAAUGUUUCUGUAAAAUCUUUUUAUCUAGAUAUGUAUGAAGUUUCCAAUCAAAAUUUUUAUGAUUUCAUCAAAGAAACUGGAUAUCAAACCGAAGCUGAAAAAUUUGGUGACAGUUUCAUUUUUGAAAUGGUUUUACCAGAGAACCAAAGGGAGAAUUAUAAGGAUGUCAGAGCUAUGCAAGCACCUUGGUGGAUAAAAAUGAAUGGAGCAUACUGGAAACAUCCUGAGGGGCAAGGAUCUACUAUUGAAGGAAGAAUGAAUCACCCUGUAGUGCAUGUUUCAUGGAAUGAUGCUGUGAAAUAUUGUGAAUAUUUUGGAAAAAGGUUGCCCACUGAAUCAGAAUGGGAAAUGGCAUGUAGAUCAGGUUUAAGACGCAAGUUAUACCCUUGGGGAAACAAAUUGAAUCCUAAAGGAAAACAUUGGGCAAACAUUUGGCAGGGUGAGUUUCCAAAAAUAAAUACAGAAGAAGAUGGAUAUGGGUUCACAUGCCCUGUGGAUGAAUUUCCUCCAAAUAAAUUUGGCCUUUAUAAUAUGGCAGGAAAUGUUUGGGAGUGGACACAGGACAAUUGGUUGGGACACCCUGAUUCCAAAGUAAAAAAGGGGGGUUCGUUCCUUUGCCAUGAGUCCUACUGCUGGAGAUACAGAUGUGCUGCCAGGUCACAAAACACCAAAGACAGUUCAGCCUCUAACCUAGGAUUUCGCUGUGCUGCCGCUCAUUGAAAUUUCGAUCAUGUCAAAAUUGACGCGGGCAGAAAAGAGAAACAUAAAAGAUCUAAUAAUUUUCGAUAAUAUAUCUCACUAGAUCGUACCUAGAAAUAGAAGUAUUUAAACCACAACAAGAGUGAGACAAGACAAGUUGAAUUCACAUUACUGGCUGGUCACGUGACAGCUCCCCAAUAUGCUAUAUCGCGCCUAAAGGCAGAUGACUCAUCAACCCCAAGAUAGGUCCAGGUCAAACAACUCUCAUCCAAACAUUUUUUCGCCCAUAAAACGCAAAUUUGAGGAAUUAUCUCAAAAAUCCUCAACCUUGAAAGGUUGAAAUUCUAUGCUAUACAAGAGUUUAAGUGAUUAAAAAAUAGCUAAUGGAGGGAGAGAUUAUAUCUGUCAUUUUUUGUCCUUUCUCUCUCUUAUGUUGUUUCAAAACUCUGUACAGAACUGUGAAGCAAGGAUCUAGUAGUUUAUAUAUACAUUUUAUUAGAUCUUCGGGAAAACCUCUAGAAACCAAAAUGGCCAGAAACAAAUUCAAAAUACUUAAUAGCUUUUGGUACCACUUUAAUCUUUUCUAGAGGUUUUUGCUUUCUCAAAACAAAACAAACUGGCAGAUUUGAAACUGUACUUACAAUAAAUAAUCCUGCCUAAAAGUCUUCCAACUCUAAAUAUAUAUAUUUAAAUAUAAGAAUUUGUUGUACAAUAUGUUUUACGUUGAAAUAAAUUAUUGAUAAUAACUUCAACUGACUUACAUAACCUCUAACCCAACUAAUUAAAUGGAAUGUGAGAAUUAGAAACUUUGUCCUUAAGUAAUUGUCCCAGAAUUCCAGUUAUUUUUCAACUAUCUGCUGUUUAACAGUUUUAAACCUAUAUUGAGCAUGUGUCAAAUUUACGAAAAUAUAUUUUAUUUAGAUAACUGCAAAAAUAAUUCAAGAUACUGUAAUGAAAGCUUGUGCUCCCAUUUUUCUCUAUAUUGCAUUGUUUCAAAACAAUAUUGUCUCAUUUGUUUCAUAUUGAUUUUCUCAUAAUUUCACCAGAUUUCUUUUUUAAAAAUAUGUUAACAAAAUGGAUUCUUCAAUUCAUCCGGGAAAAGGCAAGGCAAAUAAUGACUAC
Molecule: messenger RNA, 2085 nt
Organism: Phaedon cochleariae (mustard beetle)
Lineage: Eukaryota; Metazoa; Arthropoda; Insecta; Coleoptera; Chrysomelidae
Source: the annotation of a GenBank genome assembly